CCCUGCUAUUUUCCCGCCAUUUCAGCCAAGCUGCUACGUUUAGCGAAUGUAAAUUAGGUUUUCGAGAGGGAAAGGGAACGCAUCGUCCAAGAUGGCCUCCUCUAACGAAGACGAGGAUACAAUAACCAAAGAACGAUUUGACAAUGUCUGUUCGGAACUUAACAUGGAUGAAGAAACGGCCGAGUCGGCAUGGAGUUCGUACGAAACUAUACGCACAAACUAUACAUUGGAGGGAGAUAGUCUACACUGGCUGGCUUGUGCUUUAUACGUUGCUUGUAGACGCAGUGUAGUUCCAACCGUCGACAGCUCUGGAACGGUGGAAGGGAACUGCGUUUCCUUGACUCGCUUGCUUCGCGCCUCUAAACUAAGCUUAAUUCAGUUUUUCAGCAAGAUGAAGAAAUGGCUCGAUAUGUCGAACGCUUCGAGUGAGUUCAGGAAGAAAAUUGAACAUCUUGAGAGAAACUUUCAAGUUUCGACUGUCAUUUUCAAUAAAUACAGACCAAUCUUUUUGGACUUGUUCAAGAAUCCCAGUGAAGACACACCAAAAGCCCAAAGAAGUCGAAAAUCGAGAAAGCAGCCCUGUUCUAUCUCAGAUGUAUUCUCCUUUUGUUGGACACUCUACGUGGAAGCGAAAGGGAACUUCCCAGCUAUCAGUGAUGACCUGGUCAACUCAUAUCACCUACUGCUAUGUUGCCUAGACCUAAUGUAUAGCAAUGCCCUGGCUGCCCGACAUCGCAGGGACCUGAUUAAUACUGAGUUUGAAGGUCUACCUAGUGAUUUCAACACAAGAGAUGUGCGAGGUCCUUCUGACGCUCCCUGUAUUGUUGAUGUGCUUUGUACCAAAUAUCAAGGCAUCGUACUUGAAGCAAAAAGCAUCAAAGAGCACUACUGGAAGCCUUUUGUGCAGAAGCUGUUUGAGAAACGAGUACUAAGAGGCCAUGAAGAGAGCCUCUCUGGGAUUCUUGACCUUGGCAAUUUUGAGGCAAACUGGAAAGCCAUUAACAAGGAGUAUGAGGAGUAUGUCUUAUCAGCGGGAGAUUUUGAUGAACGGAUAUUCCUGGGAGAAGAAGCACACAUUGAGAUCGGUACUCCAGCAAAACUAUUUGGUUCUUCAGAAGUUGAUGAGUGUCAGAACAGGUCUGGACUGAAGAAAAAUCUACAAGAACACUUUUCAAAGACGAGAAGUUUAGCUCCUCAGACACCGCUGACAGGGCGUCGCUACUUAAAAGAGAAGGACCCAUGUAUCACCCCUGUAUCGACGGCCACUCAGUCUGUUAGUCGUUUGCAGGCCAUGUGCUCUGGCCUCAAGCCAACUCCCAGCGAGAGACUGCUUACAAUAUUCAAGGAAUGUAGUAGAGAUCCUCUACAGUCUAUAAUUGACCGUGUUGAGAAUCUUGGUGAAAUAUUUCUUAAAGAAUAUGUUCAGCCUUCAGCUGAAAGACCCAACUCCCCAUGUUCAACCCGAGAGUUUGCUUUGCGACGUCUUAAGCUUGCAGAAAUACUCUACUACAAGGUUUUGGAGAACAUUACUUUAUCAGAGAAAAGGAGAUUGCAAGGUCAUCUUGACUUGACUACCCUUCUUGAGCAAGAUGUCUUCCAUCGCUCGCUCCUUGCUUGUUGCCUGGAAAUUGUAAUCUUCUCCUACAACUCACAGAGAACUUUCCCAUGGGUCAUCAGCAUCUUGGGGCUGGCUCCUUAUUACUUCUAUAAGGUUAUUGAGAGCCUUAUCAAAGCAGAGGAUGGUCUAUCUCGCGAUGUGGUAAAGCAUCUGAAUCAUAUUGAAGAACAGGUCCUUGAAUCUUUAGCAUGGUCAGGGGACUCUCCCCUCUGGAUGACAAUAGAGCAGGCUGGGGGUGUACCCUCUUGUGAGGAUGUCACCAUCCCUAAUCAUGUUGAGGCAGCCCACCCUAAUCAGAACUUGUUGGCAUCUCCGAUUAUGCAUCCCCGACUGCAGAGAAUAUGUGGAGAGGAAGGAAUGCCAAGACGAAUAAUGUCACCAACAUCCCCAACAUUACAAGACCAUUUUGGAUCUCCUGGAGCUAGUGGAGCUCGUCGAAACUUGAUGGCAAACUUUGGAGGUGCUCCGGCCAGGACAGUUGCCAUGGCAACAGCAAGUAAUGGCCACUUUACGAGAUCAGCAGGGGCAGCUCAGGCAGCCUCUAAUUCUACGGCGUCAGUCAGCCAGGUGCAUCCUGGGACUACCCCAACACUACUGAUAACUCAGGCUCCAGCAAGUGGUGGCGGCUUUGUCGUCAAUGGCAUCGCUCAAGCAGUAGUCCUUCCCAGCUCAACAGCAACUACUGUGCAAGUCAGCCUCUCGCCACGUUCAGGCAGCACCCUGGCAACUAGUGUCAUCCCCCCAGGGUCCCCUGUUCGCAGCCCUGUGCGCCUCACCCCUCAGGCUGCAGUGGCUACAUCACACUCUGCAUCUACUACACCUGCUAAGCCAAAAAAGACAGGCUCCCUUGCACUCUUCUUUAGAAAGGUGUACCACAUGGCUAGUGUGCGACUGAGAGACCUUUGUGCCAGACUGGACGUCAAUGAGGAGCUGAGGGGAAAAAUGUGGACAUGCUUUGAGCAUUCACUUAUGCAUCUCCCGGAGAUAGCCAAGGAUCGUCAUCUUGAUCAGAUCCUCAUGUGCUGUGUGUAUGUUAUGGGAAAGGUCACCAACUCUGAAUUGUCAUUUCAAAACAUCAUGAAAUGUUACAGGACACAACCUCAGGCCGCAAGCCAUGUGUAUCGAAGCGUAAUGAUCAAGAACCGCAGGCGUGCACCCAUCCCCAACACUGGAAGUGAAUCCAGUAGGGGAGAUUCAGGAAGCACAAGAACAAGCCCCAUCCGGAGCACAAGCACAAUACCUUCCACACCCCCACCCCCUGGGGGAUCAAGCAGCACGGAAAAUAGCCCUGUAUUGGAGACAGAAAGAGGAGACCUCAUAGAGUUCUACAAUAAGGUUUUUAUCAAGACCAUCAAAAACUUUGCCUUAAAGUUUUCAUCUAGUGACAGAUCACUUGAGUCUCCACCUCUAUCGCCACUCCCCAUUGUAAGAAACCAAGGCCACUCACCCAGGCGGCAAGUUUCAGCCAGACAUCCGGUCUACAUCUCUCCGCACAAAAAUGGUGUACCAAUGACGCCAACCACUCGAAUGCUGUACUGCUUCAGCGAAAGUCCUGCUAAGAAUCUCCGGGACAUUAACCAUAUGCUGAGACAAGGCGAGAAUCGCAAGCGGGCUCUUCUCCAGGAUGAUAUAGGAGCCCCACAGGCCAAGCGAUCAACCAGCGAGGAGCACCUCCAGCGAAGGCUGACGAGCAUGAUCGAGGAGAGGCAAGCCAAUGCCUCCAGAUAGUCACAAAUAAUAAUAAUUAAAUUUCCACUAUUGUAGAUAAGAAAAUAUGUGCGAAAUGCGACCGAGCUCAGGGGAGAUUUAGGCACCCAAGUUAAUUCUUGGACUUAUGUAUUUUGGAUAGAAAAAAAAGAUACAGGAUGAGGAUGCAAUUUCGCGAAAAAAACUGCGACCAAAUAGCAUUUUUAUUAUACUGAUACAUAUUCCUAUGGCAAGAGGAAAGCUUGAUGUUAUUGAGAUGUUUUUAAUGCGUUUUUAGAAUAUUCCGAGAAGUCAUGGGGACUUCCUAGUGUCACAUAAGUUAUACUUCUAGGCGAGGCAACUAUUAAACUGUUGUGAUUUUGUGCGUGAGGGGCAAGGCUAAGAUGCCACAAGCUUAAAGAACCCUUCUCAUAAUAACUUUAUUGUCUACAAUAUUGGACAGAUAAUGUGAUGAAAUCUCGAACAUAAAACUUUAUUCACGAAAUGGAAUCGAAAAUGUCGCGAUAGCCUCCCCAAAUCAGCCAACCGAGAUGGAUACUUUCUCACACUUUAACAAAGUCAUGAGCGUCUCCCACUGUUAGGCCAGCUAAGCCCCUUCAGUAUGUUGACCACGGACCGUCUUGAUUUUCUCGCCUAGGGUGAUUUUUGGGAUUUGAUAUGUAAAGUGAUUAUAAUAGAAUACACCUGGUAUCGAGUUUUUAAUAGAUUUUAAGUAUUACUAUAUGAGUAGUUGAACCCUUGGUAAGCAGUGUGAAAAAGAAUAUGUAUUGCUUAUCAGGAAUAGACAGGAAGAUAGGGAGGCCUUUGUUUGGAAAUCACUCGCUAUUGUUUUUGUUUCCAAGGGAAAUUAUUUAAGACUGUUUCUUUUCAAAGAAACUUAACUCCAUACAUUGAAAAUAUGAGUCAAAAUUUUUUUUGUCAACUUAGUAGUAGUACUAUUGUCUUUUAGACUCCAACACAUUUUUGGAUAUCUGCUCAAUUGGCUCAUGAUAAAGCGCAUUUUAAAAUCUGGUGGAGAAACCGCAUAACUCGUAAGGAGCUCUUCUUGAUUUUCGUAUGUGUUUUAAGGACAACGAGAAUAUUUUAUGUAGGUACCGAAAAAUCAUCGUUUAAAAGCCUUUUUUAUAAAUCCGACUUCGACACAAUAAGCGGGAGAGUUGAUUCUAUUCUUGUAAAUUAUUAAGGUGUAAGAACAGCGUUCCCAAGGGUCCUUAAAAUAGAGAAAAGUAAUGGAUUUAUUAAUGGGAGUAUAAUGAGUUUUUCCAGGUAGUUCUAAAGGAAACUCGGGAAAUAGACUCAGUUGUGACAAUUGCGCAGCGUCUAGACAGAUCCAUACUAUUGCUUUAACCACCGCCGUGAAUUAUGAGUUUUAACACUGGAUAACGCUUGUGAAUAUGAAUGUGCGUAGUGUAAGUGUUAAUGCUUAAAUAAAACUAGUUAUAAUCA
This is a messenger RNA of Nematostella vectensis (starlet sea anemone), 4771 nucleotides long. RefSeq names its product retinoblastoma-like protein 1. Bases 92 to 3346 code for a protein of 1084 amino acids. Gene Ontology annotation, biological process: negative regulation of G1/S transition of mitotic cell cycle; regulation of transcription by RNA polymerase II; cell differentiation. NCBI's taxonomy places the organism in Eukaryota, Metazoa, Cnidaria, Anthozoa, Actiniaria, Edwardsiidae. The record is from RefSeq and is a predicted model, not a curated record. The transcript is spliced from 29 exons. Gene Ontology annotation, cellular component: chromatin; nucleus; transcription regulator complex. Gene Ontology annotation, molecular function: RNA polymerase II transcription regulatory region sequence-specific DNA binding.